Molecule: messenger RNA, 2014 nt
Organism: Microtus oregoni (creeping vole)
Lineage: Eukaryota; Metazoa; Chordata; Mammalia; Rodentia; Cricetidae
Gene: Sae1
Product: SUMO1 activating enzyme subunit 1
Exons: 10
Coding region: 87-1127 (346 amino acids)
Biological process (GO): protein sumoylation
Cellular component (GO): SUMO activating enzyme complex; cytoplasm
Molecular function (GO): SUMO activating enzyme activity
Source: RefSeq, a predicted model, not a curated record
UUCUGCGCGGGCUCAGACGCUGCUCCGGCGCACGGCUCCGCUGGCGGUUGGCAAGAGUGGGAGCGGGUGAGGUAAAAACCGGCGCCAUGGUGGAGAAGGAAGAGGCCAGCGGCGGCGGCAUCAGCGAGGAGGAGGCGGCGCAGUAUGACCGACAGAUCCGCCUGUGGGGGCUGGAGGCCCAGAAGCGGCUUCGAGCUUCCCGGGUGUUGAUUGUCGGCAUGAAAGGACUUGGGGCUGAAAUUGCCAAGAAUCUUAUCCUGGCGGGAGUGAAAGGACUGACCAUGCUGGAUCACGAACAGGUAUCUCCAGAAGAUCAUGGAGCUCAGUUCUUGAUUCGAACUGGGUCUGUGGGCCAGAAUAGGGCUGAGGCAUCUUUGGAACGAGCCCAGAAUCUCAACCCCAUGGUGGAUGUAAAGGUGGAUACUGAGGAUAUAGAGAAGAAGCCAGAGGCAUUCUUCACUCAGUUUGAUGCGGUGUGCCUGACUUGCUGCUCCAGGGAUGUCAUCGUUAAAGUUGACCAGAUCUGUCACAGAAACAGCGUCAAGUUCUUCACAGGAGAUGUCUUUGGGUACCAUGGGUACACCUUUGCAAAUCUUGGAGAGCAUGAGUUUGUAGAAGAGAAAACCAAAGUUGCCAAAGUUGGUCAAGGAGUAGAAGAUGGGCCUGAUACCAAGAGAGCAAAACUUGAUUCACCUGAGACAACCAUGGUCAAAAAGAAAGUACUUUUCUGCCCUGUAAAAGAAGCGCUGGAAGUGGAUUGGAGUGGAGAGAAAGCCAAGGCUGCGCUGAAGCGCACAGCCCCAGACUACUUUCUGCUGCAAGUGCUGCUGAAAUUCCGCACAGAUAAAGGGAGAGAUCCCAGUUCUGAUAGCUACAGCGAGGAUGCAGAGCUGCUGCUACAGAUACGAAAUGAUGUACUUGACUCGCUGGGUGUCAGUCCUGACUUGCUUCCCGAUGACUUUGUCAGGUACUGCUUCUCUGAGAUGGCUCCAGUGUGUGCUGUGGUUGGAGGAAUCUUGGCACAGGAAAUUGUGAAGGACAACUUGCAGGAAUUGGUUCUCUCUCGCAUGGGAGUUUCAGGCCCUGUCUCAACGGGACCCUCCUCACAACAAUUUCUUCUUUUUUGAUGGCAUGAAGGGGAGUGGAGUUGUGGAGUGUCUGGGUCCCAAAUGAGCCAGCGGUGUGUGUGCUCCAAGCCCACUUGCCACCUGCUAUCUUCCCAAGAAGGCAUUUCUGGAUGACAAAGAUUUUCCUAGAACAAGUAGUCCUGACUGUAUCCUGCUUCCAUCCUACCAACUGUCAGGGACCUGCCGGGCUCUGUACCAUCACCAUCAAAGAGCAGCAUGCUUCGUGUUGUUGGAGCUUCUUAGAACCUUCUGGACUUCGUUCUUUCCGUAGGUCAACAGAAAGGAGAAGGCCUUCAGCGGGGGUAUGAGGCCCAGAGCUUUUGAAACUCAGUGCAAGUGCUCUUCUGCCAAAGCCUGAAGGAGAACAGCCUUCGGUUACUGAACCUUCAUCAGGGUGUAGCCUGGGCUUUGGAAAGGGAGUCUUUCUUGUCACCCAGCUUUCUUACAAGCUAAGCCUUAGUGGAACUGUUCAUUUCUUAUCUUUUGGUUGUGAGCCUGUGAACCUAACCUAAUAGCUGAGCCAUCUCUCAGCCCAAAUUUUUAUUUCUAAAAAGGCAGAUUUGGUGCCAGGGGCAUGAUGUAAGCCUGUAAGCCUGUAAUCCUAUAAAAUGGGUUGCAGAGCCAGGAGGAUUGUUGUAAGUUUCAAGGCCAACCUGGUCUACAAAGUGUACUAAGAACCUGUCUCAAAAUAUAAUAAAAGUUGUGUUCCAGAGUUAGAGGUGACUGUCCCCUCAUCUUGGGCACCCAGGUCCUCCGGUGGGAGGCUUGAGUUGGUUUGGUCUUCUUGGGGGUGGGACAGCUUGUUGUCUCUAGUUUGUAGAUUCCCUUGGUGUUUGUGGGGAAUGAUAAUAAAGUCAUAACUCUGUCAAACUUGCCUGUUUCCUCUG